This is a messenger RNA of Oryzias melastigma (Indian medaka), 7326 nucleotides long. Its product is annotated as serine/threonine-protein kinase 32C. The record is from RefSeq and is a predicted model, not a curated record. Gene Ontology annotation, biological process: protein phosphorylation; regulation of signal transduction; G protein-coupled receptor signaling pathway. Bases 269 to 1630 code for a protein of 453 amino acids. The transcript is spliced from 12 exons. Lineage: Eukaryota; Metazoa; Chordata; Actinopteri; Beloniformes; Adrianichthyidae. Gene Ontology annotation, molecular function: G protein-coupled receptor binding; ATP binding; G protein-coupled receptor kinase activity.
GGUGUCAGCUGUUUUCCUCCACAGCUGUGACUCCCACAGAACAGCCUCACACUGACCGAGCAGCGCUCCAACUUGGCUCGUACCCGCGCAGCUCGCGCCUCCCGCGGCUCGUCUCCCGCCGUCAGCGGACCGACAGCUCACACCGAUCACCGGAGCAUCCCCGGGACGGGACGGCACGCGGCAUGGCUCCCCGGUCCGUCUCUUGAGGAGGGAGUCCGCGCGGAGCUGUAGUUUCUCUCCAGAGGCGAGGAAUGCAAUCUGAGCAUCAAUGUUUCACUGGGGCAAGUGGAAGAAGAGGAUGGGGGCCAACAGCUCUUCAAAGAGACCCGUUUUCGACGAGAAGGAAGAUGUAAACUUUGACCACUUCCAGAUUUUGCGGGCUAUUGGAAAAGGGAGCUUUGGAAAGGUAUGCAUUGUGCAAAAGAGGGACACUGAGAAGAUGUAUGCCAUGAAGUACAUGAACAAGCAGCAGUGCAUAGAGAGAGAUGAGGUCCGAAACGUCUUUAGAGAGCUUGAGAUCCUUCAGGAAAUUGAACAUGUUUUUUUAGUAAAUCUCUGGUACUCCUUCCAGGACGAGGAGGACAUGUUCAUGGUGGUGGACCUGCUGCUGGGUGGAGACCUGCGCUACCACCUGCAGCAGAACGUGCAGUUCAGCGAGGGCGCCGUCAAGCUCUACAUCUGUGAGAUGACCCUGGCUCUGGACUACCUGCAGAGUCAGCACAUCAUCCACAGAGACGUGAAACCGGACAACAUCCUGCUGGACGAACAGGGUCACGCUCAUCUGACAGACUUCAACAUCGCCACCAUCAUAAAGGACGGAGAGAGAGCCACAGCUUUGGCUGGAACCAAGCCUUACAUGGCCCCGGAGAUCUUCCAGUCUUUCAUAAGUGGGGGUUCAGGCUACGCCUUUGAAGUAGACUGGUGGUCAUUGGGGGUGACGGCCUUUGAGGUUCUCCGUGGAUGGAGGCCCUACGACAUCCACGCCAGCAACUCCGUGGAGUCCCUGAUCCAGCUCUUCAGCACAGUCAGCGUGCACUACAGCCCCUCCUGGCCCAAAGAGGUGGUUGCCCUGUUAAGAAAGCUGCUGACCGUGAACCCGGAGCAUCGCUUCUCCAGCUUGUCGGACAUGCAGGCGUCUCCGUACCUCGCUGACGUCAACUGGGACGCCGUGUACGAGAAGAAGAUGACGCCUGGCUUCGUUCCUAACAAAGGUCGCCUCCACUGCGACCCCACCUUUGAGCUGGAGGAGAUGAUCCUGGAGUCACGUCCUCUCCACAAGAAGAAGAAGAGGCUGGCCAAGAACCGCUCUCGAGACAACAGCAAGGAUUCCCAGUCGGAGAACGACUACCUCCAGGAGUGCCUUGAAGCCCUGCAGCAGGAGUUCAUGAUUUUCAACCGAGAAAAGUUGAAACGGCGCCAGGAGGAGGGUCACUUAGAGGCUGGGGGCGAUGACGCCAGUGGAGACGGCGACGCCGAGGCAGAGGCUGCAGGCACAGACGAGGACGCUGCGGAACCUGAAGCGGAACCUGAAGCAGAACCUGAAGCAGAACCAGAGCCCGGUCUUGAGCCGGAGUCCUCUUCCAAACUGAGCAUGUGCGGCUCCAUGUGCUCGUCCCCCGGCAGCUGCUAGCACCGCGCCCCCUCCCCGCCCCGCGGGCCCUCAGACAGUCGCUGCGGGGUGGGGGCCUCCCAGCAGGCGGGGCGAGUCCUUCCUUCUUCUGUAGCAUCUCUCUGGUUAGGCAUGAAUGAACGCAGCUUGCUGACACCCCCCCCCAACAUGAAGCUAUAACCUCUAUGCAAUGCAAACCCUCCCCAUGAAAGAUAAGGUUGGGGGGGGGGGGGUUCACGAUGACAUCCUGAGCAACACUCAGACUCUUCCCCUCCCUCUUCUGCCUCUGUCAUGUGACUUGCGCCCUCAUUCUGGUUAGACGUGGCCCCCCUUUCUCGUGGACCCCCUCCCUGCCUGCAGCUUCCUGAGACUCAUUUCCCGGCUGGUUUCAUGUGGUGAACCUGUUUGAAGUCGUGCCUGAUAAUCAGUAUUUGUCGUAGCCGUUGACGGGUCCGGAUGUGGGUCUGGUAGUGCUGUCGGUGUUCAUGACGUCCUCCGCCCCCGCUCUCCUCGGGGACAGAGUCUGGAACGAUCUCAGAGCUUUGGCCGCCAAAAGCUGCGUCUCCGUUCCUUAGAAAUCGAUUUAAAGCUGCUUGAAAAGCCUUUGUCCCGUUAAGAGCUUGUUUAGGACCCCGCCCUCAUAGAGCUCAGUUUGGGGCUGUAUUUACACCUGUAGCUCUGUUGGUUCCUCCAACUAUAUAGCUGAGCUAGCAUUAUUAUAUUGGCAUAAUUAACCCUUUAACACCUGAGGCGUCACCGGUGACGCUUAAACACAAAAUCUUUAAAGGGUAACCAAACCUUAAAUCAACUUUUUUGACCUGUUUCAACUGAGCUUUAGAAGUGCUGGUUGAUGCCAAAUGUUUGACAACUUAAAAUAAACUUGUUUAAUUCCUAGAAAUAUUGUCAAAACCGGUCUGUGUGCUCCCCCUACAGGUUGAAACCAGGUUUUACAGUUGAAUUUCCUGAUUGGUCAGCUGGUGUAACGCCUGGUUCACACGAUGCAGAAGCGCUGUGAAGCGACGCCGCUUCCAUUCAGCGCCCUUGUUGACCUAUGGUGUGGUUCACACCAGACGUGGAACGCCACGGUCCUCCGCGGAAGGCUCACACCGUGCAGUACAACGUUUCACCGUCUGCUCUAUUUUGUGCGCGAGCUGCAAGCGAUCCGCGUCAAUUCUGACAAGAAGUUACAUCAGAAACAGGAGAAAAUCUGGUUUAUUUUCAAAAUAUAACCAAUUUUUCACAAUAAAACGCAGCAAUCGACAAAUGCGAUCAUGUUUUUGUAUCUAAACAGACUGUAGAGAUGGAAAUAAACAUACAAUCACAAUAAACACACACAGACCAACGUAGUGGGCCGACUCCGCAGCGGGGCGUGGGGCUGGGUUUGGGUGUAAAAACAAAAGAGAGGUAGAGAGCAGUUCUUCUGAGCAGAAACAUGGGGUCAUAAUUUUAGAUUAUUAUUUACCCAUGAUGGCAAAAACAAAUAAAAAGCUCUAGCAGAGGCUCCUGUCGACCGUUGUGGAAAAAUAUGCGUCUGAUGUGAAGUGCAGGAGAGAGCGGACGCGGCGUUUUGUGGCGCUUCCACGUCCAGUGUGAACCUAGGGUAAGUCCCUUAAGUUGGACGUCAUCAUGCUCUGCAGCACCAGUAUUAAAGCCCCGCCCCUCUUUGAUUCUGUAACGGUCAAUCGUUAGCUUUAGCAUGGCUCAUAGUUGUGUUGCCUUCUGUUGUCAAAAAUCUUCUAGCUAACAUAACUUUCCACAUGACUUGGAAGUAGGUAAAACAGGCUGAGUGCAAUUGGAAUUUGUCCAGAAAACUUUAUCCUGGUAAUGAUUUAAUGAACAUUUCACUUAGGAUUGUUUGUUUAAAAUGUUAGUCUUUAUUAGCUAUGAUGUUAGCAGCGUUUUACCACUCUCAGACACCCUCAGCUGUGCCGGCAGUAGGGCAUUGCAAAAGCAGCAUCUCUACCAUUGAUAUAUGUUACUGGAUUGGCCUAAUCGCUGCUGUAGAUAGAGACGUGCACACUGACACACGCGAUAACUAAGCUUUGAGUCGCGUCAACAAAACGUAGCUGUUUCAAUGUAAAACAUGCAGGCAUCAACCGCACAAAUCAUGCUAUCUUCCUCAUUUCUUAACCGAUUUCCACAAAACAUGGCUCAAAUUAAAGCUUAGGAAAUGAUUGAUGUUGUGCUAUAUUUACCUUUUUAUUAUCCCUAAAAACUAAGCUUUAAAUGGUGCAAGAACGGCGCCUUCUAGUGUUACAGCUACAUAAAGCUAAUCUAACUGUCAAUCAUAGAUCCAAGCCACACCUCUGCCACUCACCCCGCCUUCACUAGCACCACCCCCUUUUUGGCAUUUUUCAGAUCUGGACUGAGAAUGGAGUCCAACUGCCCUGUUUGGUUACCCUUUAAAAUACUGAUACUUUUCAACCAGUCUACUGGAAUUAUUGUGGUAAAGGUUGAAAAGAUCAAAGAACAUAAUUACUGGAGCUUCGGUGUUAAAGGGAAGGUGGUGCCAUUAAUCUCGGUCUUAAACCCAGGGAAAAUGUAGCAGAAUGCCACCUUAAGACCCUAACGAAGUGUAAAUAGACCACGUAGGUAGAGUCGCCACAGUUUUAUGUGGGACACCGUACUCCUUCACUCUGCUCUUUUUCCAAGUGUGCAGGCACAACUUGUAGGCAAAAUAUGCCAAAGCUUUUCUACCAUUUGCAUAACCAUUUCUAAAGACGUUGUGAGUGUGAAUGAGCAUGUGUGUGUGUGUGUUUCUGUGCAACGUGAAGAUGUGCUCAUUUCUACAAUCAUAAUGUGUCAUUGGGACUAAAGUGGACCUCCAAGAUGUUGUGGAACUUCCCUGUUUUGCUGUCCAGCAGGAAGAUUGAUGCCACUCUGAGUCCAGGAGGACGCAGGUGGAUUUUUUUCUGCCAAAUCCUAAAGUACUAAAUUCACAAAGUUCUUUCCUACAGACAAGAUACUGCUGCACAAUUAGGCAAAAAUAUAUUAUUUCUUGAGAAUUUUGGGGGAACUCUGGGAUAUCUUUGAUCCAGACACUGCGUUAUUCCUCAUUAACGCCAACAUUUACAUCGAAGGCUCUGCCCAAAAGCUCAAAGAAGGGUCUACAGUCUUGGCAGGUCGCCAUGGAGCAGUCUGCCCCACAGAGCACAAUAGGUGCUGUUCAAGUGUUCUGUUGCUUAUUGUGUAACUCUCAAUCAACGAUUUUACAGGUAUCUCUUCAAAAUGGGCUUCACCUGGUUCAGGGGUCUGCAACCUUUUCCAGUAAAAGCCAUUCAGACCUGUUUGGUGCCGAUCAAAACCUAAAAGGAGCCGCAAAACCUUUUUUAUUCAUCCUUUUAGGAAAAAUUGACUCUACUUUGCAUCAUUACACUGUUGUUUUUCAUAAUAAAUAUUAAUUAUAUUUAUUUUUGGCUUGAAUAUUUCAUAAACUGGCAUUUUCUCAAAGUGAAUUGUCAUUUUUUACUUUCUUUCAAAAUAAAAGACUUCCUGUCCCAAACAGGGAAAUGCCAGUGAAGCCAUUGUAUUUCUAUAAAGACAUGUUAAACAACCCAAGACAAAUAUGACAUUUCAAUUUAAAAAAAUAACCAUUUAGUCGCAAAUCUGGAAAAAAUUUAGCACGAUUAAUCGCUUUUUUUUGUUCUAGUUACAGUAUUUGCUAGCCACUUAUUAUCUGCAAGUAAUCAUAUUAUAAAAUUUUACAUUUAGAACGUUUAUUUUUAACCUCUUGGGUCUAAAACUAAGUUUUUCUCUAUAUUUGAAUUUUCUGAAUGUUCAAUUUGAAAGACUACCUGCCGCAUAUUUGGUAUAAUUUUAACCAGCACAACCUCUACUAUGUGACUCUACCUUUAUUUUGUCCUUUUUCCAUGUUUUAUUCACACACUAGACAUUAAAACACUAAAUUAUCACUAAAAUAAAUUAAUUUAUAAAUAUUAAAAAUAAAUUAAAUGUAGCAACCCUUACUGUUAAAAAUUGCUAUCAUUUUAUUUGUCUUCAACCAAAGAGCUCCUGUGGAGGGGUAAACGAGGCGCUCCGGAGCCUCAGGUUGCACACCCCUGACCUGGUUGAACAGGACUGGAGCCUGGGCCGCUGUAAUUCAUCGAGUCACCACUAGGGGCUCCGGCAUGUCAGAACAGGAUGACCUGAGAGUCUGGUUUCAGGACUUUUCUUUCUAACGUUGGAGUUAAUGUUGGACCGAUGGGGGCGUGGUCAACAACUGAUCUGUGUCCUCACUCCUCAAUCGUCUGUUUUCCAACAAAUGCCAGGGUAGUUUUACUCUCUUUAUGCCCCGCAGUCUACAGCUCAGUGACAUCAUUUCCUGCCAAGACGGCGACUGCUGUGUUCCUAAAGAUUGUGGCUUUGCAACAGAAAAUGACAUGCAGUGUAUCUGCUGUACCAGAGUAUUUGCUGAGCAUGGACACUGACCUCCACAGAAUCGUCUGCCACAAACCCGUACGGACGCUUCAAAAGGAGAGCCUCCAGCUGGGUCGGUACCUCUUCAUCAUGCUGGAAAAGAUUUCGUGUCCUUUCCUUUAGCUCUGGCUCCAAAGCGUGUCCAAAGCAGAGUUGUAAGUUAGCGUUUUCACAGGGAUGUCAGCACACACUGCACGUUAACGCCUCUGACACCAGAACCGGCCUUUCCUGCUGACAGAGAGGAUCCGAUUCCCCUCACAUUCUGCAGAGCUUUCACUCUUCCUGCUGUGCUGACAGCCACCUGGCAGCUCGUGAUGUUGCUGCUCACCUGUAACACACACUGAGCAGGUAGAUGUCCUGCUGACUCAGCAGUUUUGCAGCAUAUCCCUCUGCCUCCUUUUUCUGUUUGUUGUGCACAAGAGUGGGAUGAAUCUUUUCUCAGAGGAACAGCAAAUGGGCAGAAUCCCAGAACCUGUAGCUGGGUCCGCACACCUCACACCAGAUGUACAGGCUGUCGUGAAGGUUAUGAAGCUCGCCAAACCUUUUCAUGUGUCUGUUUUUCUGCAUGGACCGUAUCAGUAACAGCCUGGAGCUCGAGCCUUCUUCUGACGUGUGCAUGCACGAGUUUGAGUUCUACCUCCAGAACCGGCCGGGCCUGCAGGACGGUUCUGGACGGGGAGUGUUGUACAGACCAUAUAAUCCCAGUGUUCCAUGGACAGCAUGAUCAUUUAAGAUGUAACAGUCCCUCUUGGCAUCCCGUAGGCUGUCUUAACACUCUGUUAAAGGCCUCAGACCCGUGAUGAGGUCCAGAGGUGCAUUCUUUCUGUGCAGCAAAAGGGAAAAUACUGGGACAUCAGGGAAGCCCCGCCCCCAUUAGAGAGAGUUCUCUGCCUUAUCUGUCAUUCCUGUCACUCUACAUAGGCAUGAAGUGUAGAUGUAACUAAACAUCUUUGAUUUUAGAGUGUAAAAUAGGUGAUUUUUACUCGUUCUUUCAGCUUUAGUUUCUGAACCUUCUGUUCAGGUGUUUCCUUCUGGACAGUGCUGCCCCCCCCCAGUGCGCUUUUAGUGUUGAUGUUCUGAAUGCCGGUAGGUGUUGAAGGUAAACGGCAGCCUUCUGCUGCAGGUGGAAGCUGAACUCUACGUCCCUCCUCCUGCUCCUCCGUUUGCCUCCUGUCAUCUUGUGCUGCAGAUUCUUACAGGGAGUCAGUAAAACACCUUGUUUCCAGCUGAAACCACUCAUCAUGUGUUCCUCAACAUGCUGCUUGAAUCGCUUUGAUAAAGAAAUAAAUCUCCUUCCAGAA